Cynocephalus volans (Philippine flying lemur) is the source of this 8406-nucleotide messenger RNA. RefSeq names its product fibrillin 3 (gene FBN3). Gene Ontology annotation, molecular function: calcium ion binding. The transcript has 63 exons. NCBI's taxonomy places the organism in Eukaryota, Metazoa, Chordata, Mammalia, Dermoptera, Cynocephalidae. The record is from RefSeq and is a predicted model, not a curated record. The coding region runs from base 1 to 8406 and encodes 2801 amino acids.
AUGGCCCAGGCUCCCCUAGCUCGGUUCCUGCUGGCCUGGACGGCCCUGUUAUGCGUGGCGGGUGGCCAAGGCCGCUGGGAUGGGGUGGUGGAACCUGCAGGUUCCGGACGUGUGCGGAGGAGGGGCGGCCCCAGCAUCUUGCAUGGGCCGAAUGUGUGUGGCUCCCGCUUCCACACCUACUGCUGCCCUGGCUGGAGGACUCUGCCUGGCGGGAACCAGUGUGUCGUGCCGGUCUGUAGGCACAACUGCGGCGAGGGCUUCUGUUCCCACCCCAACCUGUGCACCUGUGCCGAUGGGACGCUGGCCCCCAGCUGCGGGGUAAGCAGAGGGUCAGGGUGCAGUGUGAGCUGCAUGAAUGGGGGCAGUUGCCGGGGGGAGUCCUGUCUGUGCCAGAGGGGCUACACAGGCACCGUGUGUGGGCAACCCAUCUGUGACCGCGGCUGCCACAACGGGGGCCGCUGCAUUGGGCCCAACCUCUGCGCCUGUGUGUACGGCUUCAUGGGGCCUCAGUGUAAGAGAGACUACCGGAUGGGGCCCUGCUUCAGCCAAGUGGGCCCUGAGGGGUGCCAGCACCAGCUGACGGGUCUCAUAUGCACCAAGGCGCUCUGCUGUGCCACUGUGGGCCGUGCCUGGGGCCUUCCGUGUGAGCUCUGCCCUGCACAGCCACACCCCUGCCGGCGCGGCUUCAUCCCCAACAUCCGCACGGGGGCCUGCCAAGAUGUGGAUGAGUGCCAGGCUGUCCCUGGCCUGUGCCAGGGGGGCGGCUGCAUCAACACAGUGGGCUCCUUUGAAUGCCACUGCCCUGCCGGACACCGGCUCGAUGACAGUGGUGCUAAGUGUGAAGACCACCGGGCCGGCACUUGCUUCUCAGUGCUGAUUGCGGGCCGCUGUGCCGGAGACCUCGCUGGACAGUACACUCGCAGGCAGUGCUGCUGUGACAAGGGCAGGUGCUGGGCGGUUGGCCUGACUCCUGGGCUGUGCCCUCCGAGGGGCUCUGAUGAGUUCCAGCGACUGUGUGCUCAGGGGCUCCCGCUGUUGCCUUCCCACCCCGGCCUCUUCCCUGGUCUCCCAGGCUUUGGAUCUAAUGGUGUGGGUCCUGCCCUUGGGCCGGCACGACACAGUCCCCAUGGCUCCAAUGGGCAUGGGGUCCCCAGCCUGGGACCUGGAAACUCCAAUAUUGGCACAGCUGCUCUAAACCAGACCAUUGACAUCUGUCGACACUUCACCAAUCUGUGUCUCAAUGGCCGCUGCCUGCCCACCCCUUCCAGCUACCGCUGCGAAUGCAAUUUAGGCUACACCCAGGACGUGCGUGGCGAGUGUAUCGACGUGGACGAAUGCACCAGCAGCCCCUGCCACCAUGGUGACUGCGUCAACACCCCUGGCUCCUACCACUGCCGGUGCCACGAGGGCUUCCAGGUCACACUCACCAGGCAGGCGUGUGUGGAUGUGGAUGAGUGCAUCAUCAGUGGUGGCCUCUGCCACCUGGGCCGCUGUGUCAACACAGAGGGCAGCUUCCAGUGUGUCUGCAAUGCAGGCUUCGAGCUCAGCCCUGAUGGCAAGAACUGUGUGGACCACAACGAAUGUGCCACCAGCACCAUGUGCCUUAAUGGCCUGUGCCUCAACGAGGAUGGCAGCUUCACAUGUCUCUGCAAGCCCGGCUUCCUGCUGGCACCUGGUGGCCGCUACUGCAUGGACAUAGACGAGUGCCAGAUGCCCGGAAUCUGCAUGAACGGCCACUGCACCAACACUGCGGGCUCCUUUCGCUGCCAGUGCCUGGGGGGGCUGGCCGUGGGCCCGGAUGGACGCGUGUGUGUGGACACCCACGUGCGCAGCACAUGCUAUGGGGCCAUCGAGAAGGGCUCCUGCGCCCGUCCCUUCCCUGGCGCUGUCACCAAAUCUGAGUGCUGCUGCGCCAGUCCGGACCACGGGUUUGGGGAGCCCUGCCAGCUCUGUCCUGCCAAGAACUCUGCUGAGUUCCAGGCGAUCUGUAGCAGUGGUCUUGGCAUCACCACAGACGGUCGAGACAUCAACGAGUGUGCCCUCGACCCCGAGGUCUGUGCCAAUGGCAUGUGCGAGAACCUUCGGGGUAGCUACCGCUGCAUCUGCAACCUGGGUUAUGAGGCGGGUGCUGAGGGCAAGGACUGUGCAGACGUGGAUGAGUGCACCCUCAACAGCCUCCUGUGUGACAAUGGAUGGUGCCGCAACAGUCCAGGCAGCUAUAGCUGCUCCUGCCCCCAGGGCUUCAGCUUCCGGCAGGACACAGAGACCUGCGAAGACAUCGACGAGUGCCUGUCCAGCCCAUGUGUGAACGGUGUGUGCCGGAACCUGGCUGGGUCCUACACCUGCGAAUGUGCCCCUGGAAGCCGGCUGGGGCCAUCUGGAACCAUGUGCCUAGACAGCACCAAGGGCACCUGCUGGCUGAAGAUCCAGGAUGGCCGCUGCGAGGCGAACCUGCAGGGAGCCACUCUGCGGUCUGAGUGCUGCGCCACCCUCGGGGCUGCGUGGGGGAGCCCUUGCGAGCGCUGCGAGAUCGACCCUGCCUGUGCCCGUGGCUUUGCCCACAUGAAGGGUCUCACCUGCGAAGAUGUGAACGAGUGUGAGUCCUUCCCUGGGGUCUGUCCCAACGGACGCUGCCUCAACACCGCUGGCUCUUUUAGCUGUGAGUGUCCCGAGGGCCUGACGCUGGACGCCACUGGCCGACUGUGCGUGGACGUGAGGCUGGAGCCAUGUUUCCUGCGUUGGGAUGAGGACGAGUGUGGGGUCCCCUUGCCCGGCAAGUACCGGAUGGACGUCUGCUGCUGCUCCAUCGGGUCUGCAUGGGGAGCUGAGUGCGAGGCCUGCCCAGAGCCCGAGUCCCCGGAGUUCGCCAGCCUGUGCCCGCGGGGGCUAGGCUUCUCCAGCCAGGACUUCCUGUCUGGCCAGCCCUUCUAUAAAGAUGUGAACGAGUGCAAGGUGUUCCCUGGCUUCUGUACACAUGGCACCUGCCGCAACACUGUGGGCAGCUUCCGGUGCUCCUGUGCUGGGGGAUUCGCCCUGGAUGCCCAGGAAAGGAACUGCACAGACAUCGACGAAUGCCGCAUCUCCCCUGACCUCUGUGGCCAGGGCACCUGUGUCAACACCCCAGGCAGCUUUGAGUGCAAGUGUUUCCAUGGCUAUGAGAGUGGCUUCAUGCUGAUGAAGAACUGUAUUGACGUGGAUGAGUGUGCAAGGGACCCGCGGCUGUGCCGGGGAGGCACUUGCACCAACACAGAUGGGAGCUACGAGUGCCAGUGUCCCCCUGGACACGGGCUGAUGGCUGACGGCACUGCCUGUGAAGACAUCAAUGAGUGCUCCCUGAGUGAUGGCCUGUGUCCCCACGGCCAGUGCGUCAAUGUCAUCGGUGCCUUCCAGUGUUCCUGCCACGCUGGCUUCCAGGCCACCCCUGACCACCAAGGCUGUGUGGACAUCAACGAAUGCCACGUCCAGAACGGUGGGUGUGACGUGCACUGUGUUAACACUGAGGGCAGCUUCCAGUGCAGCUGCGGACAGGGCUACUCCCUGAUGCCCGAUGGGAGGACCUGUGCAGACGUGGAUGAGUGUGAAGAGAACCCGGACAUUUGUGACCGAGGCCAGUGCACCAAUGUGCCAGGAGGUCACCGCUGCCUGUGCUACGAUGGCUUCACUGCUACCCUGGACAUGAAGACAUGUGUUGAUGUGAACGAGUGUGACCUAAACCCUCACAUCUGCCUCCACGGGAACUGCGAGAACACGAAGGGCUCCUUUGUCUGCCACUGCCAGCUGGGUUACGUCGUCAGGAAGGGGGCCACGGGUUGUUCCGACAUGGAUGAAUGUGAGCUUGGGGAACACAACUGUGACCUUCAUGCUUCCUGCCUCAACCUCCCUGGGAGUUUCAGCUGCAGGUGCCAGCCAGGCUGGGUGGGGGAUGGCUUCGAAUGCCACGACCUGGAUGAAUGCACUGUCCAGAAGCAUCGGUGCAGCCCAAGAGCUGACUGUCUCAAUGCUCCCGGCACCUACUGCUGCACCUGCCACCAGGGCUUCAUUGGGGAUGGCUUUUCCUGUGAAGACAGGGAUGAGUGUGCCGAAGACAUGGACCUCUGUGAGAACGGGCAGUGCCUCAACGCGCCUGGAGGGUACCGCUGCGAAUGUGAGAUGGGCUUCAACCCCACAGAGGACCACCGGGCCUGCCAGGACGUGGACAAGUGUGCCCUUGGGAACCUCUGUGCAUUUGGGAGCUGCGAGAACCUGCCCGGAAUGUUCCGCUGCAUCUGUGAUGAUGGUUAUGAGCUGGACCGCAGUGGUGGCAACUGCACAGACGUCAACGAGUGUGCAGACCCAGUGAACUGCAUCAACGGCCUGUGUGUCAACACCCCUGGUAGCUACCUCUGCAACUGCCCUCAAGAUUUUGAGCUGAACCCCAGUGGGGUGGGCUGUGUCGACACCCGGGUCGGAAAUUGUUUUCUGGACACGCACGACCGAGGGGACGGUGGCAUUUCCUGCAGCACUGAGAUCGGAGUUGGCGUCACCCGAGCCUCUUGUUGUUGCUCCCUGGGCCAGGCCUGGGGCAACCCUUGUGAGCUGUGCCCGAUGGCCAACACCACAGAGUAUAGAACCCUGUGCCCGGGAGGUGAGGGCUUCCGGCCCAACCCCAUCACUGUCAUUCUGGAAGACAUUGAUGAGUGCCAGGAGCUGCCAGGGCUGUGCCAAGGGGGUGACUGUGUCAACACCUUCGGCAGCUUCCAGUGCGAGUGCCCACCUGGCUACCACCUCAAUGAGGACACCCGCAUCUGUGAGGACAUUGAUGAAUGCUCCACACACUCGGGCAUCUGUGGCCCUGGCACAUGCUACAACACCCUGGGGAACUACACCUGUGUCUGCCCUGCAGAGUACCUUCAAGUCAACGGUGGCAACGACUGCAUGGACACGAGGAAGAGUGUCUGCUUCCGACACUAUAACAGCACCUGUCGGAAUGAGCUGGCCUUCAACGUGACCCAGAAGAUGUGCUGCUGCUCUUACAACAUCGGUCAGGCCUGGAAUAGACCCUGUGAGGCCUGCCCCACUCCCACCAGCCUGGACUACCAGAUCCUGUGUGGGAACCAGGCGCCGGGCUUCGUCAUUGACAUCCACACCGGGAAGCCCCUCGACAUCGACGAGUGCGGGGAGAUCCCUGCCAUCUGUGCCAACGGCGUCUGUAUCAACCAGAUCGGGAGCUUCCGCUGCGAGUGCCCCAUGGGCUUUGACUACAACAGCGUCCUGCUGGCCUGUGAAGAUGUGGACGAGUGUGUCAGCGGGGAGAGCUCCUGCUGGCAAAAUGCCAACUGUAUCAACAUCCCUGGCAGCUACCGCUGCGGGUGUGCCCAAGGAUACAAGCUGUCACCAGGCGGGGCUUGCGUGGGACGGAACGAGUGUCAGGAGAUCCCGAAUGUCUGUAGCCACGGCGACUGUAUGGACACUGAGGGCAGCUACACGUGCCUGUGUCACCGUGGCUUCCAGGCCUCAGCUGAUCAGACGCUGUGCAUUGAUGUUGAUGAGUGUGAACAGCAGCCAUGCGGGAAUGGGACCUGCAAGAACAUCAUCGGCUCCUACAACUGUCUCUGCUUCCCUGGCUUUAUGGUGACACACAACGGGGAUUGUAUGGACACUGAUGAGUGUACUACACUGGUGGGGCAGGUGUGCCGAUUUGGCCAGUGCCUCAACACAGCUGGCUCCUUCCACUGCCUCUGUCAGGAUGGCUUCGAGCUCACAGCUGAUGGGAAGAACUGUAUGGACACCAAUGAGUGUCUCAGCCUUGUGGGAACCUGCCUACCAGGCACCUGCCAGAACCUUGAGGGCUCUUUUCGCUGCAUCUGUCCCCCCGGCUUCCAGGUGCAGAGUGACCACUGCAUUGACAUUGACGAGUGCUUGGAGGAGCCCAAUCUCUGUCUCUUUGGCACCUGCACCAACAGCCCCGGGAGUUUCCAGUGCUUCUGCCCCCCUGGCUUUGUCCUCUCUGACAACAGGCACCGUUGCUUUGACACACGGCAGACUUUCUGCUUCACCCGUUUCGAGGCCGGAAAGUGCUCGGUGCCCAAAGCUUUCAACACCACCAAGACCCGGUGCUGCUGUAGCAAGAGGCCUGGGGAGGGCUGGGGUGACCCCUGUGAGCUGUGUCCUCAGGAGGGCAGUGCUGCCUUUCAGGAGCUCUGCCCCUUUGGCCACGGGGCAGUCCCAGGCCCAGAUGACUCUCGAGAAGAUGUGAACGAGUGUGCAGAGAACCCUGGUGUCUGCACUAAUGGCCUCUGCGUCAAUACUGAUGGUUCCUUCCGCUGCGAGUGUCCCUUUGGCUACAGCCUGGACUUCACUGGCAUUGGCUGUGUGGACACAGACGAGUGCUCCGUCGGGCACCCCUGUGGGGAAGGCACAUGCACCAACGUCAUCGGAGGCUUCGAAUGUGCUUGUGCCAAUGGCUUUGAGCCUGGCCCCAUGAUGACCUGCGAGGACAUCAACGAGUGUUCCCUGAACCCGCUGCUCUGUGCCUUCCGCUGCCACAACACUGAGGGCUCCUACCUGUGCACCUGCCCGGCUGGCUAUGCCCUGCGGGAGGACGGGGCCAUGUGUCGAGAUGUGGACGAGUGUGCAGAUGGUCAGCAGGACUGUCACGCCCAGGGCAUGCUGUGCAAGAACCUCGUGGGCACCUUUGCAUGUGUCUGCCCCCCAGGCAUGCGGCCCCAGCCUGGCUCUGGGGAGGGCUGCACAGACGACGAUGAAUGCCGCACCCAACCCAGCCUCUGCGUCAAUGGCCGCUGCGUCAACACUGUGGGCAGCUUCCGGUGUGACUGUGACCAGGGCUUCCAGCCCAGCCCCACCCUCACCGAGUGCCAUGAUGUCCGGCGGGGGGCCUGCUUUUCCGAGGUGCUGCAGUCCCUGUGCCAGGUGCCGUCGAGCAGCGGCGAGGCCAUCACCAGGGCCGAGUGCUGCUGCGGGGGUGGACGGGGCUGGGGGUCUCGCUGCGAGCUCUGCCCCCUGCCCGGCACCUCUGCCUAUAGGAAGCUGUGCCCCCAUGGUUCAGGUUACACUGCCGAGGGCCGAGACGUGGACGAGUGCCACGUGCUCCCUCACCUGUGUCCCCACGGCGAGUGCAUCAACAGCCUCGGUUCCUUCCGCUGCCUCUGCCAGGCUGGGUACACACCGGAUGCAGCUGCCACAGCCUGCCUGGAUGUGGACGAGUGCAGCCAGGCCCCCAAGCCAUGUACCUUCCUCUGCAAAAACACAGAGGGCAGCUUCUUGUGUGCCUGUCCCCGUGGCUAUUGGCUGGAGGAAGAUGGCAGGACCUGCAAAGACCUGGACGAAUGCUCCUCCAGGCAACACAACUGCCAGUUCCUCUGUGUCAACGCCAUCGGCACCUUCACCUGCCACUGUCCCCCCGGCUUCACCCAGCGCCACCAGGCCUGUUUUGACAAUGAUGAGUGUUCAGCCCAGCCCAGCCUGUGUGGCACCCGUGGGCGCUGCCACAAUGUCCCAGGCAGCUUCCGUUGUGAGUGUCACCAAGGCUUCACCCUGGACAGCUCAGGACGUGUCUGCAAAGAUGUGGACGAAUGUGACGGGCCCCAUCGCUGUCAACACGGCUGUCAGAACAAGCUGGGGGGCUACCGCUGCAGCUGCCCCCAGGGCUUUACCCAACACUCCCAGUGGGCCCAGUGUGUGGACGAGAACGAGUGUGCACUGUCGCCUGCGGCCUGCGGCAGCGCCUCCUGCCACAACACACUAGGUGGCUUUCACUGUGUCUGCCCGUCUGGCUUCGACUUCGACCAGGCCCUCGGAGGCUGCCAGGAUGUGGACGAGUGCGCUGGAAGGGGCGGCCCCUGUAGCUACGGCUGUGCCAACACGCCCGGAGGCUUCCUGUGUGGCUGUCCCCAAGGCUACUUCCGGGCUGGGCAAGGACACUGUGUCUCUGGCCUGGGGUUCAGCCCUGGACCCCAGGACACCCCAGACAAAGAGGAGCUGCUCUCGCCUGAAGCCUGCUAUGAAUGCAAGAUCAACGGCAUUUCCCCCCGAGACCGGCUAAGGCGCAGCACCCAUGGAGACCACCAGCUGAGCCUGGCCACCCUUGACUCAGAGGUCCCACUGGCCUUGGGCUUGAACCUGUCACACCUGGGCCAGACUGAGCGCAUCCUGGAGCUGCGGCCAGCGCUGGAGGGUCUGCGGGGCCAGAUCCACUAUGUCAUUGCCCACGGCAACGAGCAAGGUUUCUUCCGUGUGCGUCACCUCCAUGGCUUCAGCUCCCUGCAGCUGGGACGGCGGAGGCCAGGGCCUGGAACCUACCAGCUGGAGGUGGUUAGUGUGGCAGGGCCUCGGGGUCCCCAGCAGGAGGGGCGCCCUGAGCUGGGGAGCCAGGCCUUGCGGCUGAAGGUGCACCUGAAACUGCUCUAG